This is a messenger RNA of Rhizopus microsporus ATCC 52813, 1077 nucleotides long. RefSeq names its product fructose-bisphosphate aldolase, class II. The transcript is spliced from 4 exons. Lineage: Eukaryota; Fungi; Mucoromycota; Mucoromycetes; Mucorales; Rhizopodaceae. The coding region runs from base 1 to 1077 and encodes 358 amino acids. The record is from RefSeq and is a predicted model, not a curated record. Gene Ontology annotation, biological process: gluconeogenesis; glycolytic process. Gene Ontology annotation, molecular function: zinc ion binding; fructose-bisphosphate aldolase activity. Gene Ontology annotation, cellular component: cytosol.
AUGGGUCUCCUUGAUAUUGUUCCUCCUGGUGUCGUUACUGGCAAGAAUCUCUUAAAGCUCUUUGAAUACGCUCGUGCCAAUAACUUUGCUAUUCCUGCUAUCAACUGUACCUCUACCAGUACCGUUAAUGCUGCUCUUGAAGCUGCCCGUGAUAUUAACUCCCCUAUCAUCAUUCAAUUCUCCCAAGGUGGUUCUGCUUACUUUGCUGGUAAGGGUUUAGAUAACAAGAACCAAGAGGCUUCCAUCAUUGGUGCCGUCGCUGGUGCUCAGUACGUCCGUGCCGUCGCCAAGGCCUACGGUAUCCCCGUCGUCGUUCACUCUGACCAUUGUGCAAAGAAGCUCUUGCCUUGGUUUGAUGGUAUGCUCGAAGCUGAUGAGCAAUACUACAAGGCUCACGGUGAACCUCUCUUCUCUUCUCACAUGCUUGAUCUCUCUGAGGAAUCCAAGGAGGAAAACAUUGAGAUCUGCUUAAAGUACCUCAAGAGAAUGGCUGCUAUUGACUGCUGGCUCGAAAUGGAAAUUGGUAUCACUGGUGGUGAAGAAGAUGGUGUCGAUAACUCUGGUGUUGACAACGCUGCUCUCUACACACAACCUGAAGACAUCUGGGAUAUCUACAAGGCUUUCAAGGAAGUAAGUAAUCUCUUCUCCAUUGCUGCUGGUUUCGGUAACGUUCACGGUGUCUAUGCUCCUGGUAACGUCAAGUUGCACCCCGAACUCUUGGGUAAGCACCAGGCUUACGUUAAGGAUAAGCUCCAGAACGAUGACCCCAAGCCUGUCUUCUUCGUCUUCCACGGUGGUUCCGGAUCUACUGAAGAUGAAAUUGCCGAAGCUGUUCGCAACGGUGUUGUCAAGAUGAACGUUGAUACCGAUACCCAAUGGGCUUACUGGAAGGGUAUUAAGGAAUUCUAUGAAAACAAAAAGGAUUACCUUCAAGCUCAAGUUGGUAACCCCGAAGGUCCCAACAAGCCAAACAAGAAGUACUACGACCCUCGUGUUUUCAUUCGUGAAGCUGAAAAGUCUAUGACUAAGAGAGUUCAACAAGCUUGUAAGGACUUGGGCAAUGUUAACACAUUGUAA